AUGGCCACACUUGCCAUGAAGCGAAGAACGCCUUCGCUCGGUACACUGCCUACGAUGCCUAAUAUAUCUGUUGUUGAUGCUCCGAUGCCGACUACAUCUUCUACUUCACCAUCCAUCAUUAAUAAUACCAACAACAAACCUGCUGUGCAGGGUGGCUCUCUUUAUCACACAUGUCGCUCGGUGCUCGACAAGCUUGCUGCCGUUGACGGUAUGCAAGACUAUCUCAACGAAGCUGAUCAGGCAUCAUCCAUACCCACGCCCGCAUCGUCAAUGCCGUCUUCCUCAUCCGAGCCAUCAACACCCACCAGCACCAACAAUGACCCUCUCACAAAAUUAUGGACGCUGUGUCGACGUGGCUCUCCAUUGUGUACUUUGUUCAAUGCGUUGAAUACUGAAAAGCCGCUCAAAGUGGAUCGCAACCCAACACUCAACCAAGUCAACACGUGCAAAGCAAGCGUCUAUCAUUUCAUUGUUGCUUGCAAAGACCAGCUUGAAUUCACCGAAGAUCAGCUAUUUACAAUCACCGAUUUAUAUCAAGAUGACACGAAUGGUUUCGUCAAGGUUGUCAAUACUGUCAACAAGAUUCUCUUUUUAUUGGAACGUGAUGGAUUGAUCACUGUACGUUCAUCCAACCGCAACUCGGAUCCCAACGCUCCCAAGGAUACCCGUGACAAGGUGGUGCUUGAAUUACUUGAGACUGAACGCAAAUACGUACAAGAUUUGGAGACGCUUCAGAACUACAUGCGUGAAAUGCAAGCACAAAAGAUCUUAUCACCUGAUACCGUUCAUUAUCUUUUUGGCAACUUGAAUACGUUGGUUGAUUUCCAACGGCGGUUCUUGAUUCAAAUCGAAAACACGGCCGAGAAUGCACCUGAGGAGCAACGCUUUUGUCAACUCUUUUCACAAAUGGAGGAAGCCUUUGCAGUGUACGAGCCUUAUUGCGCCAAUUAUUAUUCAGCACAAGAUUUGGUUGUUCAGGAAACACCCAAGCUUGAGAAAUUGUCUCAUAUUCUCAAUCCAACUUACGAGUUGCCAUCGAUGCUCAUCAAGCCUGUGCAACGUAUUUGCAAGUAUCCACUGCUUUUGGGACAACUCAUCAAGACAACAAAUAAGGAUUGGCCACACUAUGAUGAAAUGGAACAAGGUCUGGAAGCUAUCAAGCGUGUUACUGAAAAGGUCAAUGAGACACAACGCAAGCAUGAGAACUUGCAAGCUGUUGAGGAUCUACGACGACGUGUGGAUGAAUCUGAGCGUGACAGGGUGGAAGGUGACGGACACAUUUUGUUGCAUGGCAACUUGACAAUGUCUCGCGGCGACAGCGACCGAGAAUUGCUUAUUUUCUUGUUUGAAAAAGCCAUGAUCAUUUGCAAGGAGACCAAGGAUGCCUCCAAGAACAGACUCACCAAGAGCAACACCUUGAUCAAAAAGAAACGCCGUGCCAGUUUACAAGUCAAAGGAAAGAUCAACACGAAUCGCAUCUUUAAUGUGGCCAACAAGUCACAACCAGGAAAUUGGAUGCUUGCGGUCGAAUACAAGGACAAGGAAGUCGAACGAUUUAUUCUCAAGUUCAGAAAUGAAGAACAGCUCAGAUUAUGGGAAUCCACCCUUGAAAAGGUCAAAGAAGCUCACAAGACGCAUGUUCCCAAUACGCAUUUGCUAUCCAUGGGUGCUGCACCAAUGACACCUGUUCCUUCGGGUGAUGGAUCUACGGCUGGUAGCAAUGGUGGAUUGUAUCUGCUGGAUGACGAUGAUACGGAUGACGAUGAUGAUGAUGCCGAUGAAGAGCCUGAUUUUUAUGCCGCACGUUCCAGAAGCAAUUCGGUGUCUGCCAAUCAAGCUUUACGACCCAAAAUGAUGCGCAACAAUAGUCAAGACGCAUCUAUGUUUAUGGCAACGCGUCAUCAACAACAACCACCACCACCUAUGCCAGGCAUGAACUUGUCACCUUUACCACGUGCUGCUGGUGGUCAUCAUCAUCAUCAUCCAACAACACCACCUUUAGAGUAUAGUGGAUAUCCUGUAUCACCACCACCUUCAAGCCCAUCAUCACCUGGUACACCUUCUCGUACAUCGACAUCGACAUCCUCUUGGCAUCAUCGUCGUAACGAAGAUGGCAGCUCCCCUCUCACUGAUAUUGCAAGCAAAUUCAUGUCUGCUACGGAUGCUAUCGCACCUUCGUCUGAAGAUAUUGUACCUCCUAUGCGUAUGAGUGGUGCUUCUCCUUCACGUAGUCAAUCACAUACCACCAUGCCAGCGCAUGCCAUGUAUCAACAACAACCUCCCAUGCCAUCCGCUUCAUUUUCGACGGCACGUAACAGUCCACAUCAUCAACGUGUACGAUCUCAAAGCAGCCCCAAUAUCCACAAGCUGAAUCAUCCUUCUCAACAACAACAAUGGGAAGAUUUGCCACAAAUGCCAUCCAUCAACUCGCGUACACUCUAUAGCAGCAAUAGCAGCAAUGGUGGACGUACACAUGCAACGGCUCCUGCAGCUACUACAACAGCUGCUUCUGUGGCACCACGUCUUUCAGAAACAGCAAGCUCAUUGCAAUCACAAAUUGAUCGUGUGGUAUCGGCUGUUCCCAAUUCACCAGGCACCGUCAAGAUCAAACUCAGCUACAAUGAUGGCAUUUAUGUCAUUGUGGUCAGUGAAAGCAUCUCGUUUGCCGAUCUUAUGGAAAAAGUCGAAAAGAAGAUCCGACUCGUGGCUCAAAUUCGUCCAACCGAUAUUUUACGACUCAAAUAUCAAGAUGAAGAUGGCGAUCUUAUCACAAUCAAUUCGGAUGAUGAUGUCCAGAUGGCCUUUGAAAACCGUAACACAGCACUUAAUCUCUUUGUCAGCAUCUAG
Molecule: messenger RNA, 2847 nt
Organism: Lichtheimia ornata
Lineage: Eukaryota; Fungi; Mucoromycota; Mucoromycetes; Mucorales; Lichtheimiaceae
Exons: 5
Coding region: 1-2847 (948 amino acids)
Biological process (GO): septin ring organization; establishment of cell polarity; intracellular signal transduction
Cellular component (GO): nucleus; division septum; cytoplasm
Molecular function (GO): guanyl-nucleotide exchange factor activity; protein binding
Source: RefSeq, a predicted model, not a curated record